Antrostomus carolinensis (chuck-will's-widow) is the source of this 1827-nucleotide messenger RNA. It is a transcript of the gene RBM39, whose product is annotated as RNA binding motif protein 39. The record is from RefSeq and is a predicted model, not a curated record. Gene Ontology annotation, cellular component: nucleus. NCBI's taxonomy places the organism in Eukaryota, Metazoa, Chordata, Aves, Caprimulgiformes, Caprimulgidae. Gene Ontology annotation, biological process: mRNA processing. Gene Ontology annotation, molecular function: RNA binding. The transcript is spliced from 17 exons. Bases 1 to 1569 code for a protein of 522 amino acids.
AUGGCCGAUGAUAUUGAUAUUGAAGCAAUGCUUGAAGCUCCUUACAAGAAGGAUGAGAACAAAUUGAGCAGUGCCAAUGGCCACGAAGAACGCAGCAAGAAGAGAAAAAAGAGCAAGAGCCGCAGUCGAAGCCAUGACAGGAAGAGGAGCAGGAGUAAGGAACGCAAACGGAGCCGGGAUCGGGAAAGGAAAAAGAGCAGAAGCCGAGAAAGGAAACGGAGCAGGAGCAAAGAACGCAGGCGCAGCCGGUCCAGAAGCAGAGAUCGCAGAUUCAGAGGCCGCUACAGAAGUCCCUAUUCUGGUCCAAAAUUCAACAGUGCCAUCAGAGGGAAGAUUGGUCUGCCUCACAGCAUCAAAUUAAGCAGACGACGCUCCAGAAGCAAAAGUCCCUUCAGAAAAGACAAGAGCCCUGUUAGAGAACCUAUUGAUAAUCUUACCCCUGAAGAGAGGGAUGCUCGAACAGUAUUCUGCAUGCAGCUGGCUGCAAGAAUUCGACCAAGAGACCUGGAAGAAUUUUUCUCUACAGUAGGGAAGGUUCGUGAUGUGCGAAUGAUUUCCGAUAGAAAUUCCAGGCGCUCAAAGGGAAUUGCUUAUGUAGAAUUUGUUGAUGUUAGUUCAGUGCCUCUGGCAAUAGGACUGACUGGACAGAGAGUCUUGGGGGUACCAAUCAUCGUACAGGCAUCGCAGGCAGAGAAGAACAGAGCAGCAGCAAUGGCAAAUAACCUGCAGAAGGGCAGUGCUGGUCCUAUGAGACUCUAUGUGGGAUCAUUACACUUUAACAUAACUGAAGAUAUGCUUAGAGGAAUUUUUGAGCCAUUUGGCAGGAUUGAAAGCAUUCAGCUGAUGAUGGACAGUGAGACUGGGCGCUCAAAAGGAUAUGGAUUUAUUACGUUCUCAGACUCUGAGUGUGCCAAAAAGGCCUUGGAACAACUCAACGGAUUUGAACUGGCUGGUAGGCCAAUGAAAGUGGGACACGUAACCGAGCGUACUGAUGCUUCCAGUGCUAGUUCCUUUUUGGACAGUGAUGAGUUGGAGCGAACUGGAAUUGACUUGGGAACAACUGGUCGCCUUCAGUUGAUGGCAAGACUUGCAGAAGGUACUGGUUUGCAGAUUCCUCCAGCUGCACAGCAGGCGCUGCAGAUGAGCGGGUCUUUGGCCUUUGGAGCUGUGGCAGAUUUGCAAACGAGACUAUCUCAGCAGAAUGAAGUUCUGGCUGCAGCUGCUUCUGUACAGCCACUUGCAACACAGUGCUUCCAGCUUUCCAACAUGUUUAAUCCUCAAACUGAAGAAGAAGCUGGCUGGGAUACAGAAAUUAAAGAUGAUGUGAUCGAGGAAUGUAACAAACACGGAGGAGUUAUCCACAUCUAUGUAGACAAAAACUCAGCUCAGGGCAACGUGUACGUCAAAUGUCCUUCAAUUGCUGCUGCCAUCGCAGCUGUAAAUGCAUUGCAUGGGAGGUGGUUUGCAGGUAAAAUGAUUACAGCAGCGUAUGUACCUCUUCCAACAUACCACAGCCUUUUCCCAGAUUCCAUGACUGCAACCCAACUACUGGUUCCUGUUCGACGAUGAAGAUGGAUUUAGUCUCUAUGUAUGCAGUGUGGCACAGGUGAAGGAUUUCAGCCGAGUCUGAAAAUGGGUAGGAAAUACAGAAACAUGUUUUGUUCUGGUUGCAUAUAAUCUUUGCUCUUUUUAAGCUCUGUGAGCUCUGAAAUAUAUUUUUGGGUUACUUCAGUGUGUUUGACAAGACAGCUUGAUAUUUCUAUCAAAGACUUUCAUAUUGCAACAAUCUUUGUAAGAACCACUCAAAUAAAAUUCUCUUAAAAAGGC